GAGCGCACAAACCACAAUUAAUCACUUCCCAUUUCACACCCAAGUCCCAGCACAAGCAACAUUCUCAGACUCCCUCUGCAACUCAGAGAAGACAGCCAUGGCGUCAGGAGGCAGCAAACUGAUGAAGCUCAAGUCGGUUCUGAAGAAGCUCAACUCAUUCAACUACAAGCAGAGCCGGUCGAUGUCGAGCUCCGCGGUUGCUGCGGAGGACGAUUCCUCCUCCAACCUCCACCCUGUCUACGUCGGGAAAUCGCGACGGCGGUACCUCAUCAGCUCCGACAUUAUCGACCACCCGCUCUUCCGCGAGCUCGCGGAGAGGUCCGGCGAGAACGACACCAUCAUUGUCUCCUGUGAGGUGGUCCUGUUCGAGCACUUGCUGUGGAUGCUCGAAAAUGCCGACCCGCAGCCGGAGUCGUUGGAGGAGCUCGUCGAGUUCUACGCCUGUUAGCCACCGAAUCGAGAGGUUAAUUUGUAAGCAGAAGAAUAACAAUGGAGGUGUGAGUGUUCCUAUGCAGUCACUUGCACGGCAUAAAUCUGUAAAUUAUGUAAUCAAGGCGGGGUAGAGUGAUAAAAAUGCUAAGAGAUGGGGAAAGAACGGUAAGGAUUAACCGAUUGGGGAUGAUUAUGUUUAUUACAGUAUAUUUGAAUGAUUGUACUUAAUUAAUUCCCCUUUUUUUU
This is a messenger RNA of Rubroshorea leprosula, 678 nucleotides long. NCBI's taxonomy places the organism in Eukaryota, Viridiplantae, Streptophyta, Magnoliopsida, Malvales, Dipterocarpaceae. The record is from the annotation of a GenBank genome assembly.